AUGAUGCGCCGUGUUUAUGCCCCGGUGUUUUGCAGUGUUGCCGCUGCCCGCUUUGCCGCCACCAGCGCCGCGAAGAAGUAUGAUUUAUUUGGUUAUGAGGUGGAUACCAACACUGCACCAUGGAUUGAAAAGAUCAAGAAGUGCAAGUAUUACGACGAAGCCGGGGAGGUGCUCGUAAACAUGAACGUCAGUAACUGCCCGCCGGAUAUCGCCACAUAUAAUGCCACACUCCAGUGUAUUUACCAGUCCCCCUCGAAGCAGUCGACACCCGUGGAUAAUGAAAGUAAGUUCUGCGCGAUGAUGGAUUUGUUGGAGGAGAUGCAGCACCGUAACAGGUUAAAACCUAACGAAGAAUCCUGGACAUGGGUGAUGAAGGAGUGCGUAAAGAGUGGCCAGUUCCGCCUCGGCUACUGCAUUCAACAGGUGAUGGAAACGGAAUGUAAGGGAUGCCCAGCAGAUCUCGUAAAGGCCAAUGAAGCCAAUGCACAGAAGGCGAAAACAGAGGGGAAAGAACAUCCAGGGCACCUUUCACAGCAGGCAGGAUUGUUUGAUGUAAAGGUAGAGUAA
Molecule: messenger RNA, 567 nt
Organism: Trypanosoma brucei brucei TREU927
Lineage: Eukaryota; Euglenozoa; Kinetoplastea; Trypanosomatida; Trypanosomatidae
Product: ribonucleoprotein p18, mitochondrial precursor, putative
Exons: 1
Coding region: 1-567 (188 amino acids)
Molecular function (GO): protein binding
Source: RefSeq, a predicted model, not a curated record